Penicillium diatomitis is the source of this 1461-nucleotide messenger RNA. Its product is annotated as putative histone deacetylase SIR2. Gene Ontology annotation, molecular function: NAD+ binding. The record is from RefSeq and is a predicted model, not a curated record. The transcript has 5 exons. NCBI's taxonomy places the organism in Eukaryota, Fungi, Ascomycota, Eurotiomycetes, Eurotiales, Aspergillaceae. Bases 1 to 1461 code for a protein of 486 amino acids.
AUGAAUCUGGGAUCGAUAUCGAGUGAGAAGAUCCCGGCGAAGUCACGCGUGGUGGAAGUGGAGGCUGUGGAGGCCGUGAAUGUCGUGGAGCAGGUCGAAGCGGAUCCGGUCGCGUUGGAAGGCGUCUCCUCUGAUAUGGACGCGGACAGCGACGAUUCUGAAGACUGGGAGGCGUUGUCUCAAGAAGGCGACACGAUCCAGUUCCUCAGGGACGAGCAGCUUCGCGAUGGCCUUGUUCCCGGCGCUUGCACCCUUGAAGAGGCCGUCGCUUUCAGGCAACGUCUUCACAAAAUCGGUAAAGCCGCUUUUGUGGAAGAGACUAUUGUCCGUGGCACCGUCACGGCCAGAAAGCUAUGCACCGCAUUCAGGAUCAUGCCGCCUGUAUUCCUCGAGGGCGCACCAGACGACUCCUACCAUCCGCUGUUAGCAAUCGCUUUGUCUCGCGAAUUUGCUCGCCGUCCCAAGCUUCCUCAGUACAACACAAUUGAGGAUGCGCUGCGGCUAUUGCAAAAGUCCAAGAAUAUCAUCGUCCUGACGGGAGCAGGUAUUUCAACAAGUCUUGGUAUUCCUGAUUUUCGCUCUAAAGAUACAGGUCUCUACUCAAAGUUGGAGCAUCUGGGUUUGAGCGACCCCCAAGAGGUGUUUGACAUCAAUGUUUUCCAAGAGGAUCCAAGCAUUUUUUUCUCCAUCGCCAAAGAUAUUCUUCCAACGGAGAAGAAAUUCUCUCCCACUCAUGCAUUUAUCAAGCUCCUGCAGGACAAAGGGAAGCUAUUGACCAAUUACACCCAAAAUAUUGACAACAUUGAGGCCAAUGCCGGGAUCCUUCCUGAGAAGAUGCUCCAGUGCCACGGGUCCUUUGCUACCGCUUCCUGCGUCAAGUGUGGCUUUAAGGUUCCUGGAGAAGCCAUCUUCGAUGACAUUAGGGAGGGGAGAAUUCCGCAAUGCACCGCUUGCCGCGACACACUUGCUCAAGAAGCACUGAAGCCACAAGGAUUGAAGAGGAAACGAAGCUCAACGGGAGAUCACAAGGAUCGGAAGGGACUUGAAGACAGUUCAGAGGAGGAUGACUACGACAUUCCUGAACCGGGAGUCAUGAAGCCUGAUAUUACCUUCUUUGGUGAGGGUCUUCCCGACGAGUUUGGUCAGCGUUUGCUGCACCACGAUUGUGAUCUCGUCGAUCUUGUCGUUGUUAUCGGCACCUCCCUCAAGGUUGCUCCCGUCGCAGAGGUUCCAGGCAUCCUGCCACGACAUGUCCCACAAAUCUACAUCUCUCGCACUCCCGUGUCACAUACUCAGUUCGAUAUUGAUCUUCUCGGUGACUGUGACGUGGUUGUUUCCGAGCUCUGUCGACGAGCUGGUUGGGAUCUGCAGCACCAUAUGAUACCCCCCGACGAGAAGGUAGAAAUUACUCCUCUUGAGGAUCACGAGUCACGACACGUCUUUAAGCUUGUUAGUGCAUAG